GUAGCAGCAACACGGGGCAUGUGUUUUUUAACACCCUGGCAUAUAUUUUCUCAAUUUGCUCAUAGGGCAGGAAAAUUUGAUUCGUAGUUAAAGAAGGGUACUCCCACUUCCCUUUUUCUCAUUUAGUGAUACAUCCUGCUCUUUUCAAAAGACAGUUUCUCGAAGCUGCUCCUUCAGGCUGGUGUGAUCAAAACCAAACUUUUUAUCCUGAGCAAACCUCUCUCUGGUCUCAAUCCUGGGCUAGGUCUUCAUGCUGCUGUGGGCGUCACUGCUGGUUCUGGCUCUCAUCAGUGGAAGAUUUGCAACACUUCCCAGGCCUGUGAUUUCCCUCCAGCCUCCGUGGAGCCCAGUCUUCGAAGGAGAAACAGUGCUUCUGACUUGCAAUGUAUCUGACUUAAACACACCAGGGAAAAUAACAUGGUACUAUAAGAACAGAAAGCAUGAAGCCACGGGAAACACCAUCAGUGUUAAUUUACCUGGAGAGUACCAGUGCCAGAUCCAGAACUCAGCCACCAGUAAGCCUGUGAAUUUGGAAUUUCCAAAAGCACCACUAAUCCUACAGGCUCCGGUCUCUGUGUUUCAAGGAGACUCCGUGGUUUUGAGAUGCCAGACAAACGUGGAUGUAGUGCUGGGUAAUCUGAAAAUCUACAAGAAUAGAAAAAUGCUGACAGCCCUUAACACCAGCACAAAAUUCCACAUUCAUCAAGCAAGUCUGAAGGACAAUGGUGAAUAUAUUUGUAAAGGAGUUAAGGGAUCUGGGACACGCGUUUCUUCAAACACAGUGAAAAUCCAAGUUGAAGAAUUGUUUCCACCUCCUGUGCUGACAUCCCGAUACUCCCAGCUCACUGAGGGGACCCUGGUGACCCUGACCUGUGAGGUACAACUCCCUCCACAGAGGUCAGACACCCAGCUCCAGUUCCGCUUCUUCAGAGAUGGACAAGUCCUGGGGUCAGGCUGGAGUCAUUCCCCGGAAUUCCAGAUCUCUGAGGUGUGGAAAACAGGCUCUUACUCGUGCAAUGCAAAGACAGUGACUUCCAAUGUGUCGAAACAGAGUCGGGGAGUCCAGAUACAUGUACGCAUACCUGUGUCUCGGCCUGUCCUCACUCUCAGUUCUCCUGGGGCACAGGCUCUCGAGGGAGACAUAAUAUCACUUUACUGUAAAGCCCACAAAGGAACUCCCAAUAUCCUGUACAAGUUUUAUCAUGAGGGUGUCGUCCUGAAGAGGAACUAAUCCGAUGGAGAAGGAGCGUCCUUCGUGCUCCCUCUGACCACAAAGAAUUCUGGGAAGUACUACUGCACAGCUGAAAAUGGCUUUGGUGCCCAGCCCAGUGAGGCUGUGAGCAUCCUUGUCACUAUUCCAGUGUCUCACCCAGUCCUUACCCUCAGGGCCCCCAGGGCCCAGGCUGUGGUAGGCGACAUGGUGGAGCUUCACUGUGAGGCUGAGAGAGGCUCUCCCCCAAUCCUGUACCGAUUCUAUCACAAUAAUGUCACCCUGGGGAACAGCUCAGCCAGCUCUGGAGGAGGAGUGUCCUUUAAACUUUCUCUGACCGCAGAGCAUUCUGGGAGCUACCACUGCACAGCUGACAAUGGCCUGGGGGCCAAAAGCAGUUAUACAAUGUCACUCAAUGUCAGAGUUCCAGUGUCUCGCCCUGUCCUUACUCUCUGGACUCCUAGGACCCAGUCUGUGGUAGGCGACUUGGUGAAGCUUCACUGUGAGGCUCAGAACGGCUCUCUCCCGAUCUUAUAUCAGUUUUACCAUGAGGAUGUCACCCUGGGGAAUAACUCAGUCCUUUCUGGAAGAGGUGCAUUCUUCAAUCUGUCUCUGACCGAAGAACAUUCUGGGAAUUAUUCCUGUGAAGCCAGCAAUAGCCUGGGGGCUCAGCUCAGUCAGGUGGUGACACUCAAUGUCAAAGUUCCAGUGUCUGCCCCAGUCCUCAUCCUCAGGGCUCCAGGGGCCCAGGCUGUGGUGGGGGACAUGGUGGAGUUUUACUGCGAAGCCUGGAGAGGCUCUCCCCCAAUCCUGUACCGGUUCUAUCAUGAGGAUGUUAUCCUGGGGAACAGCUCUGUCUCCUUUAGAGGAGGAGUGUCCUUCAACCUCUCUGUGACCGUAGAACAUUCUGGAAACUUCUCCUGUGAGGCUGACAAUGGCCUGGGGGCCCAGCGCAGUGAGGCAGUGACACUCUCCAUCAGAGGUUUCCCCUCAGGGCUAACAGGAAGCAGAAGUGGCUCUGUGGCCACAGGAGUCACCGGGGGGCUGCUCAGCAUGAUGGGCCUGGCUGCUGUGGCACUGCUGUUCUAUUACUGGCUCCCGACAAAAGCAGGAGAAAAAUCCACCUCUGACCCUACCAGGACUCCUUCUACCUCGGACCUCCAAGAGCCCACCUACCACAAUGUACCAACCUGGAUAGAACUGCAGCCAGUGUACAGCAAUGUAAAUUUGAAAGGAGAAGACGUGAUUUACUCAGAAGUCCGGAACAGCAGAGGAAAAAAGACCUAUGCAGUGCCCUCUGCACCAAGACUUCUUGAGGACCAGGACUCCUCUGUCAUCUACUCCUUGGUGAAAGUGGUAUCAACUCCGGGGUCCUCAGCUGCUCACAGAUAGAUCUACACAUCUCCCCAGUUGCUGUCUCAACCUCUAACCCCCAACACCAUCCUUGGGGAGGAAAGGCACUGAAGUGGGAAGAUUUAAACUGCUCAGGGCUCCUUCCAGCAGCCUUGGUGUCAAGUUGCUCACACUCUCAGUCUGAUCAGAACUCAGGGCCCCUCUGGACUCUCACCUAUUUUCCAACUUACAGCCCUGCCUUAGCAGUCUUUUUGUCUAAUGACACAUUGCUGUCAACCCAGGGCCCCACCAGGUCUCCUGGCUUUCUUAGGCGACUUUGGCCACUAUUCUCAGUCCUGCUUCCAUACACAUCCCAGCAUUCCUCAUGGGGAGGAUGGCUCCUGAACUCCAACAUGGAUGUCCCGCUUUCAGCAGGUGGAUUUCUCAACUGCCAUCAUCCCGGUGAGGUUACUGAGGUGCUCUGUCAAGUGGGGCAUCACACGCCCACAGAGACACAUACACUGGACUUGUUAUGGGCCUCCCCACAGUUGGACUGUACUUCACACUCCCCCACCUGCUUGAAACUCUAAGGUUAGCACCUGACACCAGGUUAUCAUCUCUCCUGCCCAUGUGCCUAUAUCUACCUGCCCAAGUAGGUGGCUGUCACACCCAGGUCCCAGAUCCUGCCCAUCAUGCCAGAAGUAACAAAAAAAAGUCAUAGCCAGGAGGACUAAGGAUGUAGGUGGAAAACGUAUUGGAAUUUAGAAGUUGCUCAAUCACGAUUGAUUGAUUGAAUGAAAGAAUGAAGAGAUGAAUGAAUGAAUGAGGAAGACACUAUGGGUAAUUAUAAGUCAUUCUUAACCUAAAACUGGAAUCCUAUCCAGUGGGCUUCUGAGGAAAUCCAGGAAGUACUCCCCUCUUCCCAGUGGAAGAAAUAAACUAAGAGAAGGAGUUUGGGUUAGAAAGGCUCUGCUCGUUAACAUGGAGGUCUUCUCAGACUUUAGUGUGUUUAUGGAUCACUUAGCAUCUUAUUAAAAUGCAGAUUCUGAUUCAAGGGAUCUGGGUGGAUCCUGAGAUUCUGCAUUUCUAACAAGCUCUCAGGUGAUACCGAUGCUGCUGGUCCUCGGACUACACUGAGUAAAGAGGCCUUAGUAGGUUUAGAAGGUUUGGGGCAAAGAAUUAUUUUACCCAAAGAAUUUGGUCUUUGUCCUAGCUUCCCGGGAGAGAACCCCUUGGAAUCUUGGAAUUUCCUGAGUUAUUGGAGUGUUUUUAUUUUUCAUGGAGGACUCCAGACCACAAAUCAUAGCUAAUGCUAAUGAGAUGGGCUCAGAAGACCCACACAGUCAUCAGCCUGACCUUUGGGGAGGGAGAGGAGGCAAACUCCAGAGACAGUUCAAUAAUGUGGGCAGUGAGUCGAUCAAUCAUGCCUACAUACUGUCUCUUAUUUAUGCUGGUCCCGAUUUGUUUCCUCUAUAAUAAAUCUUAAGUAUAUAAUCAUAAUACUUCCCUGAGUGCUUUAAAUUGUUGUAAAGGAUUAUCAAACCUGAGAGCAUAGUGGGAACCCCCAAAUUUUUAACCAGCAUGUCAGAAGUGCAGGUGUUCUGGGGACCCCCUGAGCUUUGGUUGGUGUCUGAAGUCUUGGGUAGACUUGGCAGUCUGGAAAAAUGUUCCCUUUUGCCUAUAAGAUCUGACCUAGUUCCAGGUGGUUAGAGUCACAAGAAGAACAGUUAGUGAACUGAAUAGACUCGAUGAUAACGGGUUUGGUUUGGGUUUUGGUUGAUAUAUAGAGAUACAAAGUAAAGUAUUAUAAUGACACGUACAAAGACCUGGAGAUAGAGAAGAACACUCGGCAUUUCUCAAGCUGAAAGAACUGAAGGAAAAAUUCAAGCCCUGAGUUGCAAUAUUUAAGGAUUGUACCAGGAAAAUAUUAAAGGAUGCAGGAAACAUCAAAAGAAGAUGGAAGGAAUAAAAAAAGUCACUAUAUCAAAAAGAAUUGGUUGAUGUUCAAGCAUUUCAAGAGGUAGCGUAUGAUCGGGAACUGAUGGUACUGAAGGAAGAGAUCCAAGCUGCACUGAAGACAUUGGUGAAAACCAAGGCUCCAGGAAUUGUCAAAAUACCAACUGAGGUGUUUCUGCAAACAAAUGUAGCACUGGAAGCGCUCACUAGUAUAUGCCCCAAAAUUUGGAAGACAGCUUCCUGGCCAACCAACUGGAAAAGGUCCAUAUUUAUGCCCGUUCCUAAGAAAGGUGAUCCAACCGGAUGCAGAAAUUAUUGGACAAUAUCAUUAAUAUCACAUGCAAGCAAAAUUUUGCUGAAGAUCAUUCAAAAGCAGCUAAAGCAGUACAUGGACAAGGAACUGCCAGAAAUUCAAGCCAGAUUCAGAAGAGGACAUGGAACAAGGGAUAUUAUUGCUAAUGUCAGAAGCAUCAUGGCUGAAAGCAGAGAAUACCAGAAAGAUGUUUACCUGUGUUUCAUUGACUAUACAAAGGCACUUGACUUUAUGGAUCAUAAAUUAUGGGCAGCAUUGUGAAGAAUGUGAAUUCCACAGCACUUAAUUGUGCUCAUGAGGAACCUGUACUUAGGUCAAGAGGCAGUCAUUCAAACAGAACAAGGGGAUACUGCAUGGUUUAAAGUCAGGAAACGUGUGUCAGGGUUGUAUCUUUUCACCAUACUUAUUCAAUCUGUAUGUCGAGCAAAUUAUCCGAGAAGCUGGACUGUAUAAAGAAGAAUGGGGCAUUAGGAUUGGAGGAAGACUCAUUAACAACCCGUGAUUGUGAUAUGCAUGUGACACAACCUUGAUUGCUGAAAGUGAAGAAUACUUGAAGCACUUACAGAUGAAGAUCAAAGACUACAGCCUUAGUAUGGAUUAUACCUCAACAUAAAGAAAACAAAAGUCCUCACAACUGGACCAGUAAGCAACAUCAUGAUAGAGAAAAGAUUGACGCUUUCAGGGAUUUCAUUUUACUUGGAUACGCAAUCAACGCCCAUGGAAGAAGAAGUCAAGAUAUCAAAAGAUGCAUUGCACUGGGCAACUCGACUGCAAAAAAUCUCUUUAAAGUGUUGAAAAGCAAAGAUGUCACCCAUACUGUUUUCAAUCACAUUAUAUGCAUGAGAAAGUGGGCAAUGAAUAAGGAAGACCAAAGAAGAAUUGAUGCCUUUGAAUUAUGGUGUUGGCAUAGAAUAUUGAAUAUACCAUGGACUGCCAAAAGAACGAACAAAUCUGACUUGGAAGAAGUACAACCAGAAUGCUCCUUAGAAGCAAGGAUAGCGAGACGAGAUCACAUCUCACAUAUUUUGGACAUGUUAUCAGAAGGGAUCAGUCCCUGGAGAAGGACAUCAUAUUACUAAGCACUUCAUUUCACAUUGCCACUCAAACUAGGAUAAAUUUGUGUGUCUACCACGACAACAAAACUACUAGGUAUGCAGUGCUAAGACGUACAGAUAGACUUGGCACAAGGUCUGAUGGACCAUAGAUACCUCCUCUAAGUUGUGGGUGAGGUAUGAAAAGUUAUCUGAGGUUUGCAUUACAGCUUUUGAGGACAUGAGCCAUUUGAAAUGAGAUGUUUCUAGUGGAGAACCAAGCAUACAAAUUGUGAUGUGAGCAUAUUUGAAUGAGUAAAUUCCAACAAAUUACUCAUGAAGCUUCCAGCUGGAAAAUGGUGUUAACCCAUUAGAAUCACAAUUUCUUAAGAAUUUGGUAACUUUCCUGGAAGGGCAAGAGUUCUGUGACAGACGUUGGUCUUCUCUUGAUGAGACAGAGUUUAUUGAAGAUGGACUCUUACUGUUGUAGGGCCAACUACCAAGCAGACUCUAAAACCGAUGUUGAAGGGAAUCUGUUACCAGAAAAAAGAGACAUUAAGAAGAAAUACAGUGCCAAUGACUGAAGAUACACCAUGGUGUGGCCUUGAGGAAGAGAAGUGACAAAGAUUAGGAGAAAGUUUGCAAUGUCCUGUGUUAGAAACCAUGUUGUUGUUGUUGUUAGGUGCGGUCGAGUCAGUUCCAACUCAUAGUGACCUUAUGCACAACAGAACGAUACACUGCCCAGUCCUGAGCCAUCCUUAUAAUCAUUGUUAUGCUUGAGCUCAUUGUUGCAGCCACUGUGUCAAUCCACCUCGUUGAGGAUCUUCCUCUUUUCCAUUGACCCUGUACUCUGCCAAGCAUGAUGUCCUUCUCCACGACUGAUUCCUCCUGACAACAUGUCCAAAGUAUGUAAGACACAGUCUCUGCAACCUCCUUGCUUCUAAGGAGCAUUCUGGUUGUACUUCCUCUAAGACAGAUUUGUUCGUUCUUUUAGCAGUCCAUGGUAUAUCCAAUAUUCUUUGCCAAUGCCACAAUUCAAAGGCGUCAAUUCUUCUUCGGUCUUCCUUAUUCAUUGUCCAGCUUUCACAUGCAUAUGAUCCGAUUGAAAAUACCAUGGCUUGUGUCAGGCACACCUUAGUCUUCAAGGUGACAUCUUUGCUCUUCAACACUUUAAAGAGGUCCUUUGCAGCAGAUUUACCCAAUGCAAUGUGUCUUUUGAUUUCUUGACUGCUACUUCCAUGGCUGUUGAUUGUGGAUCCAAGUAAAAUGAAAUCCUCGACAACUUCAAUCUUUCUCUGUUUAUCAUGAAGAGGUCUUGAAGCACUAAUAAUGAAGAUCAAAGACCACAGCCUUCAGUAUGGAUUGCGCUUCAACAUAAAGAAAACAAAAAUCCUCACAACUGGACCAAUGAGCAACAUCAUGCAUUGAGAUUAGAAAAAUUUAUUCAGUGAGGAACCAGAAGUGGCCAGGGGAUGGCUGGCUAGAGCAUGGUAUUGUAGGAGAAUGUAUAAUGAAGCCUUACUGAAGAGUCCUGGAUUUCACCAGGUGGCCCUCCAUAUUACUGUUUUUGGUGAAGCUAUUUGAGGAGAAUGAAGAGAUGGUGGCGGUAUUUUUCAAGUAGAUCAAAAUGACUGGGUUGGAGUGGGAGAUAUCAGUUCAAGUUUAGGAAUUGGGAAGUAAUUUAGUUAUGAUGAUCCCCUAAAGUUAGGUUUCUGAAAAGCAAGUGUCUGGGUGGAGGGCAAAACAGCUCACCAGUUGUAGUCACAGAGGAAUCCUUAGACCAAAUGUGUAAGUAUUGUCAUAUAAACUGCCAACUAAUUAAUCUUUAAUUAAUCUUUAGGUAUCUGGGGUCACCAGGUGGUGACCAGCAGAGAGUUGUCAUAUACACAACAGCACAACAGGUAUUAUGACCCAGCAAAUGCUGGUAUAUGUAGUGUAGAUUCAGAUAAACCAAAGCAUUACCCUGGGUUUUGGGAGGCAAAAAAAUCCCCUCUUAUUGUUUCAGUUAAGGCAAGAAAGGGGAUCUUGCGGCAGACUGUGACCAGAGACAAACUCCACCCUGGGAGUCCAAAAUUAAGGUCAAAAAAUGAGAGUGGAAUCAGAGUGGUGUGUAGUUCUAGACUUAGAGGUAAAAGAAUUUUGUAUAUAAACUGUUUCGUUCCUCUUGUAAGAGGAAAAGACCCAGGGGAGAGAGGCUGAUGCAGGCAGGAUGUCCACCGAAUGAUGCUCUCCUCCAGUGAGCAGGACUGUGUCACCAGGCUCUGAAGAGGGAGGUCAUGGCAGCAGAUCACCUUUACUCCAUAUGCUGCCAAAUCUGAUCAAACCACACGUGCACAUUUCCAGGCUAAAAUCCCCUAGGGUGGAGGUUUGCCGGGCUGGGUUGGGCGGAUGAAGGCAGAUUUAAUGAGCUUAUGCCCCAAGGAGAGGGCCAAGACAUAAGGACUGUAAAGUUUCAGUACCAUAAAAAUUGACCUAGAGGAGAGUUCUUUUCGAGGACCACACAGGUGCUAUAAGUAAAUAUGGUGAUUUGUCUUCCCCACCCUUUUGGGAGAGAAUCUCUAGGAAGCUUCAGAUAUUUUUUUGAGAAGAUGUAUUGAGAUGGAGAAUACCUUAUUCCCCCAGAUUCUGAAGAGGCUGAAGGAGAGCGACUGGCCUGGCUGGGAAAUUUUCAAGAGACCAGCAAUUGGAGUGAAGAGACUGGACUCCCCUAUGAGGGCCCUAAGCAUGGUGGGAAGAGUAACUUGAAGGGGAAAGUAGGGUUUGACAGGAAACAGUCAGUGAGGGAGUGUCAACCCGAUGGCAGAGGCUACACAAUGUAAUUCCUCCUGUGACAACCCCCAGAUGUUCAGUGAAAUUACUAAGCUGGUGAGAUGAUUAGCUCAACUGGAUAAUUUAAUGAAACCCAAAUAGGGCAUAUCUGAAACAACAGGAGGGCUUUAGUAAUGGAGAAGGUACAGGGAGGGGACUAAGAGAAUGUAGGGUUCAAAGAUUGCCAAACACAGUAGGUGGAUUUGACCAUCCUAGGCUAUGAAAGUGAGGUUCAGACCAGAUCUAAUGAGAAAUUAAUGUCUGAGUUACAUAAACAUGAACAUUCCAAGAAAUGCUAGACCAGAUGAUCACUUCAUUGAGAAUGUUCAGUGAUAGGGGUGCCAUUAGUCAGUGGUGCAAUGGGGGUGGCAGUCAGGGUGAGGCAGAAAUUCAAAUGGUCCCUCCCUACUCAGGCUCUAUGAGUCUGUAAUACAAUGAAUUAGUCAAGCCUCGACAGGGAUUGAUCUGAUGUUCUUCCUCUUCUCAACUAUCACCACUUCACCACCCCCACCCUGCCAGCAGAGCAAACUGAACAGAGCCCAUCAUUAUGAGCCAUAUAUAUGGGGGUGAAAUCAAUGACUUCCCAGAACAUUUAAAACAAGCACUUCUCUGUCUCUGUCCUCAACUGGCCCUCAUGAAUCUGAUUAGUAAGGUCUUCCUUGGCCUUUUCCAACUGCUUUGUAACUGAAUCUCUCCAGAGGAAAACAAUUCUUCCUCAGAUUCUAUGUUACAGGACCUAUCUGUAUCUGCUCAAGAAACGGCUCAUGCACCCUCCAAUCCUGAACUUUCCUUAUAAGUGAAAUCUUUUCUUGGGACACUUGGGAUGAGGGGCAGGGCACACAGAGGAAAAACAAGCCCAUAAUUUGUUUAGGUCACUCAAUCACUAGCUGCCAAACACAAAUUCUACUGACACAGAUGGUUCUUGCAAUAUUUCUUUAAAGUACAGGAAGGAUGUAAACAACCUAAACGUCCCCAUCAUCCAAUUUCCUGAGGUUUUCUAGAUCCAAUUCCAGUCCCCGUACAUGGGGAUCCUUACACUGACCCCUUUUUCUCCUAAAGAAGCUUGACCUGGACCCCACUUCAGCACAUUCCCCACUCCCCUCAAUGUGCGGGAGAACCAACUUGUAAUGCAAAUAUUUUUAAAUUUCUGGAAGUUUAAACACAUGAAGUAAACUAGCUUCAGUAAUCAUAAUUCGUAUAUAAAACCCCAAUUAUAUCAACAAAAACUGGGAAGUGGUAGAGAGAGAGAAGAAAAAUGCUCAGUUCUGAUCUAACGGGGAAGUAAACAGAUGUCCUUCUAUUUAUAACAAAAGAAACAAACCCAUUGCCCUCAAGUCAAUUCUGACUCCUAGUGACCCUAUAGGACAGAAUAGGACUGCCCCAUAGGGUUUCCCAGGCUGUAAAUCUUUACGGAAGCAGAAUGCCACCUCUUUCUCCCAAGGAGCAAGUGUUGGCUUCAAACAGCUGACCUUUUGGUUGGCAGCCCAGCACUUUAAUACCUGAGUGACACACACACCACCAGUUGUUGUGCAGCCGAUUUCAACUCCUCGUGACCCAAUAAGACAGAGUAGAACUGCCCCACAGGGUUUCCAAGGAGCAGCUGACAAAUUCUAUUCAUUCCGUUGUUAGAAUAACAGUAACUCCAAGCUCUUUCUUUUUUAAUUUAAAGGAAACCACUAAUAAAAUUGAUAACAGGAUAUUUAUCUUCAAAAUUAUUAGGAGACAGAGAAAGCAAAGUCCAUACUAGUGGUCUGUAGGCCACUUUUUAUGGCAGGAGUGUGCAAAAUAAGGUAAAAGAUUUUAAGCAGGCAACACUACCAUAUGUAUAUUUAUUAAUUUGUAAAUUGCAUGUUUUAAAUUGUAAAUUGUACAUUUUAAACCACGCACCCAAUAACAAAAUCUUUAGAAGGUUGAGAUAAAGAUUAAAUGAACAAUAUUCUAAUAUCUUGCAGUUCAUGCCAGGUUCCUACACCAUUAGCUAAUACGUCGAGGCUCAAUAAGCUUUUAGGCUCAGGGGUCUUGUGAUGGAUGUUAUGUGACAACUUAGCUAGGUUGUGAUUCUCAGUGGUUUGGCAGACACUAUGUAAUCGCUUUCCACUUUGGGAUCUGAUGUGAGCAGCCAAUCAGUUGAAAGUAAGGUUUCUUGGGGGUAGGGCCUGCUUCCGGUAUAUAAAUGGAUGUUCUGGCAAAGUUCCCUCUCUCUUGGCCCUGUGCUAUUCUCAUUGCCUGACCUCUGGUUCUUGGUACAUAAACCUGCAGAAGUCUUGGCCUGCCUCCUGACCUGCAGAUCUUGGGUUCAUCAGCCCCUGCAACCAUAUGAGCCAGUAGAGGUCUUCAGCCUGUCGCCUGACCCAUGUAUUUGUGUCUUGCCAACCCCCACAAUUGUCUGAGCCAUUUCCUUACAAUUGUAUGAGCCAUUUCCUUGAAGUAAGUUUCUCUCACUCUGUCUAUAUAUAUACACACACUAUACGCUUAUAUACUAUUUAUAUGGUUUUGCUCAUCCAGAGAACCCAGACCAGGUCAGAGUGGCAGGGAAAAUCUGAAUAUUAAAAAUCAGGAAAGGUUUCUUUCUUCCUUACUAUAAAUAUAUCAAUAUCUAUUCUUCUAUUUUCUUCUUGUACCACAAUGAAUCAUCACACAUUAACCCACUUUGUGACUACUACUUUAUACAGAACGUAUACAAUGGAUGCUGCUUGGUAUGAACUGGGCCCCAGUUCUGUGUCCUGGCCCCCGGCCCUGUCCACAAAACCCCAUUAUGACUAAAAGAGAGACUGAGCUCUGCCCUUAGACUCACGGGGCCUUGAUUUUGAUUCUGCCACAUACCGGUCAUCAAAUCUUGGGCAAAUUGUAUAUACCCUGGGACAUACACCUCUCUAAGGCUCAGUUUUCUCUCCCAUAAAAUGGAUAUAAUAACACCUAACUUGCAGUGUAAAUUGGGAGAUUAAAUAGCGCACAUUCUUACCAGUGUCUGACAUACGGACACAGAUUUCUUUUUUAUGCAGGUAAUCUGUUACUUUUCUAUCUUGAUGAUUUAGAUGCUGUAAAAUAAAUUUGAAAAAGAUACUGUUCCUUGUUUCACCUUUGACAGUUCGAUCUUAAUACAACAGUUAAAAACAAUAAACGUCUUCCUCUGGGAACCAGUAGGGGAUGGUAUUAACACAGGAACAUGUGCUUUCCCACACUCCCCCUCCCCACCUGUUACACAAUCCUGAAUGUUGUCAACACCUCAGAAAAGGUAGUUCCCACUUACAAAUCAAUAAGAGAAAUGCUAGCACUAUUGUUUAUAAAUUACAAAGAGUAAGAACGAUGAUCACCUCACAGAUAAUCAAACAAAUGCAAAUUAGAAAAACCAGAGAACAUAUGUUGCCUAUCAAAUUAACAUUUUUUUCAAAAUGUGAAUACUUGGUAUUGGCCGUGUGGCAGUGUAACAGGCACACUCGUGUAUUAAAGGCAGUUUUAAAAAUGAGUAAAAAUCUUCUUGGUAGUCCAUUUGAUGUGUCAAAAACAUUUAUAUGCUUUAUAUUUCUGGGAUUCAAUCCUAAGGAAAGACUUCAUCAUGCAGAGGAAGCUUACACACAAAGACGUUCAUUUCAGUCUAGUUAGAGCAAUGAAAAAAUUGAAACUCAGUAAGAGAGUAAAUUAAAGAUGGGCAAGUUACAACCUUACAGUAGUGACAAUAACUGCCAUAGGUAAGCAAUAUUGUCUGGUGACUGAGGAAGUUCUCUUGAGCUGAGAGGAUGAAAAAGACUUGCUUAGAAAGAGACAG
Loxodonta africana (African savanna elephant) is the source of this 12416-nucleotide messenger RNA. It is a transcript of the gene FCRL5, whose product is annotated as Fc receptor like 5. Gene Ontology annotation, biological process: cell surface receptor signaling pathway. Gene Ontology annotation, molecular function: transmembrane signaling receptor activity. Gene Ontology annotation, cellular component: plasma membrane. NCBI's taxonomy places the organism in Eukaryota, Metazoa, Chordata, Mammalia, Proboscidea, Elephantidae. The record is from RefSeq and is a predicted model, not a curated record.